CUCUUAGAAUUAAUGGCUACCAACUUCUCUAUCAUUUUCUUGAUCUUGGUUUCAUUUUCAUUCCCCUGUUUAAGUCUUGAUCAUCAUCCUAAACCUAACGAAGAUGAUCAAUUCUCCAAACUCUUCCAGGAAUGGAAGGAGAAGCAUGGGAAAGUUUACGAGUAUGGAUCGGAAGAAGAAGAAAAGAGGUUUCGGUAUUUCAAGAACAACUUGAACUAUAUAAUGGAGAGGAAAUCAAGAAAAGGUGAUAGGGAAGAACACAAGGUGGGGAUGAACAAAUUUGCUGAUUUGAGCAAUCUGGAGUUUAGAGAAAUCUAUUUGUCAAAGAUGAACAAGCCUUUGAAGAAGAAGAUGAUGAGCCGCCAUGUUGAAAGUUGUGAUGCUCCAUCUUCCAUGGAUUGGAGAAAGCAUGGCGUAGUUACAGCCGUUAAGGACCAAGGCAGAUGUGGAAGUUGUUGGUCUUUCUCUUCAACCGGAGCCAUUGAAGGAAUUCAUGCAAUUAUGACUGGAAAUCUCAUAAGUCUCUCUGCUCAAGAACUCGUGGACUGCGACAAAAUUAACUAUGGUUGUAACGGAGGAUAUAUGGAUUAUGCUUAUGAAUGGGUUGUUAGAAAUGGUGGCAUUGACUCUGAAUCCGAUUACCCUUACACAGGAAUAGACGACACUUGCAACACUAAGCAAAACGAGAAGGUGGCGACUAUAGAAGGCUAUAAAGAUGUCAAUCAGAAUGAGAAAUCUCUACUUUGUGCAGUUGCUAACCAACCCGUAAGUGUUGCCAUAGAUGGAAGUGCCAUUGAUUUCCAACUCUACACCGAUGGUAUCUACGAUGGUGAUUGUUUGGGUAACCCUAGUUACAUAGAUCAUGCUGUUCUUAUAGUAGGCUAUGGAUCUAAAGGAGAUGAAGAUUAUUGGAUUGUAAAAAACUCAUGGGGAAGUGAUUGGGGAAUGGACGGUUAUGUCUAUAUAAGAAGAAACACAACAAAAACAUACGGUGUUUGUGCUAUUAAUGCAGCGGCUUCUUACCCAACAUUGGAAACUUCUCCAUACCCUUCUCCGGUUGCUCCGCCACCUCCACCACCACCUCCUCCUCCUCCGCCACCACCAUCGCCGUCUGCUUGUGGGAAAUUCGCUUACUGCUCGGCUAAAGAGACAUGUUGUUGCAUAUAUGAGUUAUUUAAUUAUUGCUUAUUUUAUGGAUGUUGUGAAUAUGAGAAUGGUGUUUGUUGCACUGGAUUUGGGACUGGAGUGGAUUUUUGUUGCCCUAGUGAUUACCCGGUUUGUAAUCUUCAAGACAGAAUCUGCCUCAAGAAUGAAGGAGACUAUUUGGGCAUGGAGGGGAAGAAAUGUAGAGUGGCAAAGCAUAAGCUUCCAUGGGUCGAGACAAGUGAUGAGGAUAUCGACACGAUGGCUAUGUAAUGGAAUAGAACGCCGUUUGUGGUUUGGAGAUUUUAUUUCAUCAUAUAUUUUUACUUUAUAAAUCUUCUUACUAGACUAUGUGAUUCUUAUGAACUAUCUUGAAUAUUUGUAUAGUAACUGGUAAAUUAGUUACUU
Messenger RNA from Impatiens glandulifera, 1551 nucleotides. RefSeq names its product low-temperature-induced cysteine proteinase-like. The transcript has 5 exons. Gene Ontology annotation, molecular function: cysteine-type endopeptidase activity. The coding region runs from base 13 to 1416 and encodes 467 amino acids. Gene Ontology annotation, cellular component: lysosome. The record is from RefSeq and is a predicted model, not a curated record. NCBI's taxonomy places the organism in Eukaryota, Viridiplantae, Streptophyta, Magnoliopsida, Ericales, Balsaminaceae.